This is a messenger RNA of Meloidogyne enterolobii, 1251 nucleotides long. The record is from the annotation of a GenBank genome assembly. NCBI's taxonomy places the organism in Eukaryota, Metazoa, Nematoda, Chromadorea, Rhabditida, Meloidogynidae.
AUGUCAUCCUUUUCUACUGGUAUUGGUGGAGCUGGACAUGGUAAACCUUAUAAAGGGGAUGCUGUGGCUGCUUUUAUUAAUGGUGUGGUUAUUCGACAUCCAUUUGUUGUUCUCCGACGUCAGUGCCAAAUACAUGACCAUGCCUAUCGGAAGCACUUUUUUCCUACUACUUUGGUGCCUGGUUUUCUCUCAUUAUGGAAAGGAGCUGUUGGUAAUGGAGUGCUUUGGGCUUUUUCAAGCGUCUCAGAAUUGGUCAUCGCUGAAUUAUUAGGCUUGCCAAAAUCCUUUGUACUCGAUGGAAGUUCUCAACGAUUUUGGCGGCAUGUCUGGCUUAAAACUUUUAAUUUUAUUUUCUGCACCCCUGUAAUUGUUACUGCCUUUCUUGAAACAGUCCGUACUGGCACUGGUUUAGCCGAAGAUCUCCAAAUUGCUGAAAUUAUUACAAAAGGAUAUGAUAGACUUAGGCAAGACGUUUUUGGUGGUUCUGCUGUAGUAGAAGGCGUUCGUAGAAGGCAUUCUUUGCUUUGGCUGGCAUUUCCCACAUCCCUUCAUCAAACAAUGCAUUUUCUUGUCUGUCAAUAUGUUUAUACUACUUCAUAUUCUUGGACACGCACCUUUGUUAGUCGUAAACUUCCUUCAGAACGUAGGCGUUAUCACACAAUUAUGCCAGAACUUUUUUCUUCAAUGACCAGCGUUUUUGUUGCAGAUAUCGUUUGUUAUCCACUUGAGACUGUUCUUCACAGACUUUAUAUUCAAGGCACCCGAACAUUAAUAGACAAUUUGGAUAGUGGUGCAGAAGCUUUAGUUCCUGCUGGUCGUUAUUCGGGAAUUUUUGAUUGUUUUUCUUCUAUAAUAAGAAAAGAAGGGGUUAUGACGCUUUUUAGUGGGAUUGGUGCAAUCUUUUUGCAAUAUAUGCUUCAACAUUGUGUGGCUGGAAUAACUUAUUGGUUGCUUGAUAGAGGCAGUCGAGGAUAUACUUCUGGCCAUUUAAAAAUCAAAAUGGGUUCUUCAGAAUUUGUAGACGUUGCUAAUGUAGAGACAACUUAUGACCCUUUUGCAAAGAACAAUAUUCCUCAAAAUCCUAGCGCUCAAUUCGCUGCUACAUCACAAAAUUCACAGCCAUCAACAUCCGGUUUAUUUCCUUCAUUUGCUCAAGUCCAAAAACAAAAUAAAUUUAACGACGACCCUUUUCUUUCUGCCUUACAGCGGCGUAAAACUGAUCGACAGCAACAUGAAUUUGACUACAAAUAA